UUUCAGAUUCUGUGUAGCCUUUAAAAGCUCUGAAUUUAUUGAGGGUAGACGAAAAGAAACGUGAAUUGGCUCCGGGCCCGUAUGUGACUUAACUAAGAACAGCAGAAUAUGAGAUAGAACUGAGUUAAUGUCGAAAAAUGAAGAACCGAGUUGGUCACGGGAUAGAUCAUAAACUCAAGCAAAGAGUGGAGCAGUACCUCAGUUCAAAGACCAGCCAAUAUGUGGAUCUUGCAGAUAUGGCUGCAGAUCUUCAGAGACAGUACAGACUUGAUUAUGGUCGUCGAAACAGAACAGCCUUCAGGAUUCAGGUGGAAAAAGUGCAUAGUGUAAUAUGCAGUGAGUCUGGACUCUCAUCCUUUGAGGACAAACACUUGGCCAAGAGAGCAAGGCAUGCUCAGGAGGAAGACGAGGGUGAUAGCAGCAUCACAGAAGACACCUCAGACAGUGAAUCAGACAUUCCUGAACAUCAGCACACAAACCACAUGAACAACUCGCUAUUAUCCCUGUACCGCAAAGGGAACCCUGAGAGUGGGACUCCGGUCAAAGAACAGGCAGCCAAGAGCCCUAAUCCAGCAGGCCCCAGAGAUCAGCCAUCUAGCAAUGCCAAUGCAGCAAGCACCCCUCACAGCUCCGGCACCGUGGUGUCAGGAGGCGGCUGGUUCAUCGAUAAGGAAGGAGACAAAGAGCCAAAGAACAUACUGAUUGACCUGUGUGAAGAUGACCCAGCCAGCCCGGCCGACAAUAAGCUGACGGAUGUAUCGAUGCUGGAGUCUGUGAAGAAGUCAAAGAAAAGCAGGCUGAAAAAAGGAAAGCGGAGGACUCAAGGGGAGGCAGAGGGAAAUGACGCUGACAUUGAGGCUCACAUCAUGGAGAAGAAAGCCAGAAAAAAGGGUCCUGAACUUCAGCACUCUACUGUGAAAUUUGAGGAUGUGGGUGGUAAUGAAGAAACCCUAACGGAGGUGUGUAAGUUGCUGAUCCACAUGCGGCACCCGGAGGUGUACCAGCAGCUGGGGGUCAUGCCCCCGCGAGGAUUCCUCCUCCAUGGGCCUCCAGGGUGUGGGAAGACACUACUCGCACAGGCUGUAGCUGGGGAGAUGGAGCUGCCCAUGCUGAAGGUGUCUGCUCCAGAGCUGGUUUCAGGUGUCUCUGGAGAGUCAGAGCAGAAGCUCCGUGAGCUUUUUGAACAGGCUGUGAGCAGUGCCCCCUGCAUUCUGUUCAUUGACGAGAUCGACGCCAUUACUCCAAAGAGAGAGGUUGCUUCCAAGGACAUGGAGAGACGUAUUGUCGCCCAGUUACUCACCUGCAUGGAUGAUCUGAAUUCUCUGUCCAUCACGGCGCAGGUUUUGGUUAUCGGGGCUACCAAUCGGCCGGACUCUUUGGAUCCGGCCCUGCGCAGGGCUGGGCGGUUUGACCGGGAGAUUUGCCUGGGCAUACCUGAUGAGGGGGCACGGUUCAGAAUACUGAAGACCCUUUGUCGGAAGCUCACCUUGCCCGAGGACUUUGACUUCCAGCAGCUGGCACGGCUUACGCCAGGGUUCGUGGGCGCAGAUCUGAUGGCACUGUGCCGAGAGGCUGCCAUGUGUGCCGUCAACAGGAUACUGCUUCAGAUGCUUCAGCCUGGCACACUGGUGCCAUCCUCCACGGAAGCACCAGACGUCAAACAGUCAGGGGCAGCUCCAGAGAGCCAAGCGUCAAAUCAGGGGGAGCUGUUGCAGUUGUUGUCCCUUUUGAAACGGAGUGAGUCUCUGAGUGAGGAGCAGCUGGCUGGCCUCUGCAUCCUCAUGUCGGACUUUCAGGCAUCUCUGUCCAGCGUUCAGCCUUCAGCCAAGCGCGAGGGCUUUGCCACCGUGCCUGACGUGACCUGGGAUGACGUGGGGGCUUUGCAGGACAUUCGAGAGGAGCUCACCAUGGCCAUUUUGGCCCCUGUUCGCAACCCUGAACAUUUCAGGGCUCUGGGUCUGACUGCCCCUGCAGGGGUGCUGCUGGCAGGACCUCCUGGCUGUGGGAAAACCUUGCUGGCCAAAGCUGUAGCCAAUGAGUCUGGGUUAAACUUCAUCUCUGUCAAGGGCCCAGAAUUACUGAACAUGUAUGUGGGAGAGAGCGAGCGGGCUGUCAGACAGGUGUUCCAGAGAGGCCAAAACUCCGCCCCCUGUGUCAUCUUUUUUGAUGAGAUUGAUGCACUGUGUCCUCGACGCUCUGGUCACGAUUCAGGGGCCAGCGUUCGCAUUGUUAAUCAGCUUCUCACCGAGAUGGACGGGCUAGAGAGUAGACGGCAAGUUUUCAUCAUGGCAGCUACCAAUCGGCCCGAUAUUAUAGACCCUGCGGUUCUCAGACCUGGACGUUUGGAUAAAACUCUGUAUGUUGGAUUGCCACCUCCGGCGGACAGACAUGCUAUUUUGGUCACCAUCACAAAGGGUGGCACUAAACCUCUGUUAGAAGCGGAUGUAAAUUUAGAAGAAAUUGCCUUUGAUGCACGCUGCGACUGUUUCACUGGUGCUGAUUUGUCUGCUCUGGUGAGGGAGGCCUCAGUUAAUGCUUUGAGAGCCAACCUGUACUCACACUCUGCCUUCAGCUACACAGGUAAACAUCAUCACAAAUUGAAAAACAUUCGGGUUAGUAGACAGAACUUUGAAGAUGCUUUCAAGAAGGUCCAACCCUCUGUUUCCAAAAAGGACCAGCACACGUAUGAAUCACUCAGAAAAUCUCUGACCAGAUAGGAAAAGCUUGCUGGUGUUGGCCAAAGUGUUUCCAGAGUCAAGGAAUAAAACAUCCUUCUACAGUGAACCAUGAGGGAAUCCUAAAAACAAAAAAAACC
Chanos chanos (milkfish) is the source of this 2815-nucleotide messenger RNA. RefSeq names its product nuclear VCP like (gene nvl). The transcript has 23 exons. Gene Ontology annotation, cellular component: nucleus. Gene Ontology annotation, biological process: ribosome biogenesis. Gene Ontology annotation, molecular function: preribosome binding; ATP binding; RNA binding. Lineage: Eukaryota; Metazoa; Chordata; Actinopteri; Gonorynchiformes; Chanidae. The coding region runs from base 138 to 2717 and encodes 859 amino acids. The record is from RefSeq and is a predicted model, not a curated record.